GUUGCGCAUCGAGCAUUACCUCUGUAGCAUUUGAAUGCACACUGAGUGCUAUUUUUGGACACUACAAAACGUGUUGUUGCAUCUCGAGCAGAACUGAAGUAUUCCCUGCAAGCUUAGCCGGAAGAUGCGGCGAUCUGCGAGGGUCUACACCGGAGUCUCCAGCUGGGCGAAGAUGUGUGGGCCGAAUGGGAGACAGUUUGCACUUGUCUAAUUAAUCGGUAUAUCCCUUCUAACGGGCUAUGUUCAACCGACGGAAAAGCGCGGAGGCGCGGCGGAGCCUGGAAGCCCGCGCCCGGCACUCGGAGGAAUGGGUGUCGGACCCGCCUGUGGCCAGCGGACAGGAUAUGGAGAUACCUUUCGGGCUGCGGCAUGAUUCGGAAAUCGGGGCCGGUAUUAUGCACCAGGCCGUGGACCGAGCCUCAAGCAGCGUGCAGCUGCGAGGCACAACAGAUGCCGCCCUGUCGCUGGCAAUGGAGCUGGGCUUCACGAUAGGCAACGACGACGAGGAGGACGAGCAAGAGGAGCCGGGAGAGCCGGGGACUGAGUUGCAGGGGCAGGUUGAAGAUGUGGAGGAUGUGGAGGAAGGGCAGGGGGAGGAGGACGACGGGGAUGGGGCCGAAGAUGGCGAAGGCGAGGAAUGGACGUACGACGACGCAGGCCUCGGGCCCUUGCAUCGGCCCAUGGAAGGCGAAGAGGUGCGCACUGGUUUGUACCGUUCGGCGCUGUUCCAGCAAUUGCAGCCAAUGCCGCAGCUCCCGCAGACAGCAUUUAUAACCGGGAACGGCGAGGCGAGCGAGGUUGGGGCACGGCAUGACGGCAUCGACUCUGUCGUUGCACCGGACGUGGAGAGCGAGCUUGCUGAGGGCGGCGUGCCCAGCGCCGCGGCUGGACCGCAGCAGUCGGCAUCUGCCCCCGCCCUCGUUGCCGCUGCAGCCGCGGCUGUAGCAGCAGGCGGGAGCGGCGCCAUACGCGCGAGCGUGGGCCGCAGCGGGGCCAGCAAUGGCGCGGGGCACGGAGACACAGGCGGCAGCUCAGGGCUUGAGGCAGUCAUCGGUUUUGCCGGGGGUCGAGGCAGCACAGCCCCGGGACCUGGCGGCAGCGGCAUGGCAGGGGACUUGGAGUGGCCGGGGACCCGUGGCGGCACCGGCAGCGGCACGGGUAUGGGUGGCAAGGCGCUGGCGAGCAACGUCGCGCCGCAGUCGUCACGGCACAGCCUGGUGGUGCGAACCAGUGCCGCGCCCAUGUUCCCGCAGCACACGCAGCACCCGGUACACCACCACCACCUGCACCACCAGGGCAACCACUGGUCGCCGCUCGGGCCGUCGCCGCACGCUUCGGGCCUGAGCCUGGCGGCCUCCGCGCCGCCGCACACCCAGCAGCAGCCUGCGUCCCCCACCGUGCAGCGCAUUGCGGGCCGUGGCCGAGGCCGUGGCCUGUCGUACGACGGCGAGAACGGCCCGGCACUUUCGUCACCACCCUCCCAGCCUUCACCAGACGUGCGGCCAGAUGCUCUGCAGCAACAGCAACAGCAACAGCAGCAGCAGCACCCACAGCCUGCACCGCAGCAGAUUCAGCGGGCUGUGAGUGCGCUGACAGACGGCACGUUGCGCCCCGGUCCAAGCAACAGCGUGGGGCGGGGGGACAGCGCCGGGGAAGCACCUGGAGGCUGCUGCAAAGGACCGCGCACGUGGUGGCUGGACGUGCGGCUCCAGGUCAAGCUGCUGUGGAAGGUGUUCCUGGACAUCGUUCAACGCAAGCCCUGGGUGCUCCUGGUGCCCGUACUCAUGUGCUUUUUGAUCACGGGGCUGGGCGUGUUUGGAGUGCUCUUCGCCUCGGUCCGCAAUAUAAGCUCCCAGCAGAACUACGCGCGGGAGGCCGUGGCGUCCGCAACUGCAAACGCCAUUUCGGGCCAGCUGGAAAUCGCAACUUUUGCCGUGAUGACCAUGUCUGCCUACCUCACGCAACAGCCCUUUUGCGCCGACCUCAACCGCAACUUUAACAACCUGUCUUCAGUGAUUUUAGAUUGGGACGAGAAGCAUCUCGUAUACCAGGUCCAGGCGCUGCCGGCCGCGGUGCUCAACUACAUCUACCCGCCGGUCAGCGACCCAGAACUGGAGAAGGUGCUCAUUGGUCGGGACCUGUUGGAGGUGCCCAUGUACCGCGAGGACACGCUGUACCAGAUCCGAGCACGUGACCAGCGCCUGAUGCUGGGGCCGUACGCGCUGCUGGAGGGGUUCCAGGGCAUGUUCGUGACCUACCCCAUCUUCCUGCCCGCACCGAACUCCACCUUUGAUUGGGGCUGCGGCGUCGAGCCGCACGACUGCCCGCCGGGCGUGUGCUGGCUCGCGAAGGAGGGCCUGAAGCUGUGGGGGCUGGCGACCUCGGUCGUGUCGCUGGACAACAUGCAAGCCGAUUUCCGGUUUGCGACGCUGAGCUCGCAGGGCUACUUGUACCGGCUGCACCAGCUGCCGCGCGCGCCCAAUCGCGCCGCAACCAUCGCCGCGAGCGACCCGCUUCCCAGCGACCCAGUCACGGCAACUGUGGCGAAGUUCAACCUGGUGUGGGUGCUGGAGGUGUCCCCUGCGGCAGGCUGGGUGCCCGAGUGGCGCGACCCGUGCAUUGUCGCGGUGGUGGUGGGCUCUGUGGCGGUGUCGCUGUUGGUGCUGUGGCUGCUGGUGACGCGGGAGAAACACAACAUGCUGCUGCAAGCCAUGCUGCCGGAGAAGGUCAUCUGGCGCCUGCAGCGCGGCGAGCAGACGGUGGUGGAGGAGUUCUUGGAUCCCGUCACCAUUCUGUUCAGUGACAUUGUGUCGUACACGGAGGUUGCCUCUCAGCUGACUGCGCUACAGGUGGUGCGGCUGCUGAACGAGCUGUACACACAGUUUGACUUGCUGUGCGAUAAGCACGAGGUGUACAAGGUGGAGACAAUAGGAGAUGCGUUCAUGGCGGUCGCGGGCUGCCCCACUCGCGAAGAGCCCAUAGCCGCGGCCGUCCGAAUGGCCAACAUGGCGCAGGACAUGAUUGCCAUGGUGGAGGAGUUCACAACGCGCGUGGGCGAUGAGGACAUGAAAGUCAAGAUCCGGAUCGGCCUGCACUCGGGGCCUGUGGUGGCAGGCGUGAUUGGGCAGCGCAUGCCGCGAUACUGCCUGUUCGGCGAUACGGUCAACACCGCCAGCCGCAUGGAGACCAACUCCUCGCCCAUGUGCAUCCACAUCUCCGCAGCCACCGCCUCGCUUCUGAGGCUGGCGGGAGCAAAGGUGGUCAUGCCGCCGCGCAACAUCAAGCGCGCCGCCGCCGACCGCCCCGUUGCGCCGGUUUCGCCACUGCGCAUGGGCCUGCCGUCGGCCGGCGGCCUGCCCUCCGCCCUGUCACUUCUGGGCGCACUUCCCAGCGGCAUACUUCAAAACGGCACAGGCCGGGAUAGAACGCCGAGCGAUGUCGGCGUGGCCCACCUGCCGCCGCCCUCGCCGCCCAACCUGUCGCUGCUGCUGGAGCAACACGACCAACAGCAGCUGAGCAAUGGCGACAUGUGGCACGGCGGCGGCGGCGGCCCGGCGGGUGGUGCCGGUGGCGGCGGAGGCAUGAACGCUGCCGCGCCCACGGCCCAUGCCUCCCGUCAGAGCCUCAUCAACUUGAGUGACACAGCGUUCUCAGCUGGAGGCGCGGGUGCGGCGUCAGCUGCCGCGGGCGCGCAGCAGUCACACCCGCCAGCAGCCGGACCCACCCAGAAGCCUCACAUGCAGCAGCAUCCACAUCCCAGUGGCACCGCCGCUGCUGUGGCCCCGCCGCCUGCAUCGCAGCUGUGGGGCGGCGGUGUGGGCCGAGAGCGCAACAUGCUCCCGAUGCUGGACAAGCCAAUGACAUUGUUCGGCCGUGGCCGGACCAUGAUCAAGGGCAAAGGCAUGAUGCACACGUUCUGGCUUCAGCGCAAACCGGACCUGCCGCCAGCGCCCGCCGUCCCGCCAGCGCUAGCAGCCGCCGCCCGUAUCCCGCUCCCCGGAGGCCUGGCGACUGUCAAAUCGCAGCGCCUCUCCAUGCAGCGGCGCCCGUCCUUCCACCCGUCCAAUGGACCUCACGGCGUUGCAGCUGCAGAGGCAAUGGCCGUGCUGGGCAUUGCCAGCACCACCAGCCAGCCAACAAACUAUGUCGGGAGCGGAGUGGCGACAGGAAGCUUGCUCGGUGCAGGUCACGGCAGCUGCCGCCCGUCCGAUGCCGGCAGCAGCACCGACUUCGUACGGCGCGUUACCAACACGACGAACGGUGGCGGCCUGACGCCGCCGCCGGCUAGCGGGGCCGGCGGUUACGCUGGAGGUUACGGUGCAUGCGGUGGCUACAGCGGAGCCGCUGCUACGGCAACGGCUGCUACCAUGGUCGUGCCCCAUGGCACGGAUGAUGCGGGCUCUCUGUCGGCGGCAGCGGAUCUGCUGCAGUCGGGCAUGCAGGCGGCGGUGAUAUCGGCAGCGGGGGCGGGGGCUCAGCACCAGCCUGGCCUGGCGGGCACGACGCAGUGCCGGUCGCCUCUGGGCCGCAAGCGCAGCGUCAGCGUCCACUCCUACACCUCUCCGUCCCCAACACAGCAGCAGCAGCAGCAGCAGCAGCAGCAGCAUGUGUCAAGGCAGCGGCUGCCUUCGGCGCAGGCGCCCACGCUGGCAACUGGCGGUUCAUCCUCUGGGCAGGCCCCGCCCGGCCUUUCCUCCGGCACGGCGGCGUCGGUGCUGGCGGCAGCCAUGGCGCUGGGGCCGCACGGACAACACCAGCAGCAGCUGGCACCAGCACCCACCGCAGAAACAGGCCUGCUGGCAAUGACCUCGAGCGCCGCCAGCUUGGAGGACAUUGCCUUUCCGGUCGCCUUCGACCCGCCCAUUGCGGAUGCGCGCAACCCACAGCAUACCGGGACGCGCGCCAGCAAUUUGCUCACCUCUGCGGCUGAGGCCGCUGCGUUCAACUCGGCCGGUGCAGCUACCUCCGCAGACCCACUGGGUGCGGCCAGUAGCCCCGACCCUCGCAUGGCCCGCCGCCUGCUUGGCGCUGCCGUGUGUGACGCCUGCUCGAGCGGCGAGUGCGAGCUUGCGAUUACGGGUGGCUCCGUGUCGAGGGGCGGCGCAGCGGAGCAUAGCAGCCUCCGCGGCCUGCUGCGCCCACAGCAGGCGCAGCAGGUGCACACGGAGGGUGCGCACAGUGGCGGCGGCGCCGGCGGCGCUGACACUUUCCAUGAUGAAGCGGCGCCGCUUGGGCUGCGGGCGCUGGGCCUAAGUGCGUUUUCGGCCAUGGCAGAGGACGCGGGCGUGGCAAUGGACGUGAACGCCACGUUUGCCCACUCCGCAGCCCACCUGCACUCCAGCACCAUCAUUUCUCGCCUCGGCUCGACGAUAGCGAUUGCAGGCGGCAGCGAAAGCGGUCAUAAUGGCGCGCCUGGUGGGGCCGGUGUGAGUAACACAAGCGCCGCACAGUUCAGCUUUGGCUUGGCCGGUGUGCUGUGCAGCGGGCAGUCUAGCGGCGCCCCCGGCUCAGUGGGGCCCCCGUUUCGACGUCGGCAGCGGAUCCUUGCAGGCCUUGAUGCGGUGGUGUCUGCGGCGGGGGAUCCGCCGGUCGACAGUGGCGACGCCCCGGCGUGUGCGGGUGGCGACAGUGCUGCUACGCAUGGCGAUGGCAGCGGCAGUGAUGCCGCCGCUGGUGUGCUGACGCCCGUCACAGGCUUCGCCGCGCGCGCCAACGCCAACGCAGCUUCUGUUGCUGGAGACAUGACAGCAGUGAAGGGGAAUGGGCCGGCGGCGUUUCUUCGCAUUGAUGGGAUUGGUGGUGGGGGCAACAGCGGUGGCGACAUAAGCAGCUCUGUCGGGUCCAGAGCCGGCGCCGCUCCUAUCGCUACUCGGGCUGUGGCUGCGCUGUCAGACCCUACGGAUAUGACUGGCGUAGCGCAGGCGGAGCGGGAGGCGGAGGCGCACGCAGCGAAGGGAAAGACGGGGGCAGUGGCUGCUGACUGCCGCUCUUGAGCUGCGAAAGGGCUCGUGGUGGGAGGGGUGUUGAGUAUGUGGAUGAGCGCGCGGUGUCGCUGUCAUGGAGCCUGUCCAAUGGGCGUUACAGGUUGUAUGGCAACGAGUGUGACUGCGAGCAACUUGCAGGGCUCUCCAAGGGCGCAGUCAAUGAGGACGUAUGUCGGCGCACGCGGCCGCAUUAGGUUCGGUGCAAGUAGAGCACCGUGAGUGCUAGUCAUUUCUAGAUUGGGUGGACGUGUGUCAGUGUGUUCACAUGUAGCGGGCUGCGUGGUCAGCCGUGCGCAUUCCCAUACGCCGCACAAGGGCUAUAUCCCUUAGCUGUAGCCGACGCUGCAGAAGCCAAGCGGUCCCGGGGGCUUGCGCCGCGCUCUUUAUGUGACGCCAGCCAUGUUUUGAUUGGUGUGGCGAGAGCGGUUGACGUGCGAUGAUGUGGAUGCAGGUGCAGGUGCAUGCAUCAUGCAUGGCCUCAAGGGGCUUCGUACGCCAUCGGCGCUUGAGUGUGCGCGAGUGUUGCUGUGCCUCGUACGAGAGAUUCUGAGUGGAGAACCAAAGCGGGUUGCUGCGGAUAUGCGUUGUGUGCGGGUGGCACGCGCAAGUGAUGUGGGCGAUGCGCCCAUGUUCAUUCUACAGCCAAGUUGGCUUCGGAUAGACAGGUAUGCGGCAUGAGUGGACGCGAGAAUGCCGACCCGGCAUACUGGCCUAGGUGUGGCAGUACUGAAGAGAAAGGAAGUGCACAACCCGUUGCAAGCUGCACACACACAGAAAGUUGCACACAUGCACGGAAGGAAAGGACUCGCAUGAGGAGUGGGUCUGCAUGCGGCUUGGUUUGCGUGCUGUUGCUGGAUGGUGUGGUGCACCCAUAGCUGCGGCUAACAAGUCUUGUUUUCAAUUACGACAUUGCGUGUGGGUUUCGCAUGACCAGACGUCAGGCCUAUCAUCGUGUCAAAGCCAGUGCAUUGUGAACGCGACGUAAUUCAUUGUUACGGCGAGUUCGCAUGUACAGUUUGCUUGUGGGCGCCUGCGCAGCAGCGCAGGCGUUGAUACUUGACCCAUGCUGAGCUGUGCAAGCAACCUGGCACUGGUUUGUGCCAGUGUGGAGUCUGGUGCCCGGCGCACGCAUGCACGGACGCAUGCAUGCAUGCACGCACGCACGCACGAGUAGGGGUGUUCUCCGGGGGCUUCGCCCCCCCCCCCGACUUCUGCGCUCCGAGGGCUCAGCCCAGAAGGCCGCCGGUGUCGGAGGUCCGUGAGGCAAUCAUGACGCCUGGCGACUGGACGCUGCGGCACUUGUCAUUCAUAGUGAUCGGUAGCUAUGGUGGGCUCUGACUUGCUCGGUGGAGUUGGAAUCGCCACAAAGAAGUAAUGCUGCUAUUUAUCGGUGGCCGGUGCCGGCUGCUUGGGCGUGGGUUAGCUACUCACGGCAGCCAUACCGCACGGGUGAAUCGGACUCGGGUUAGUUCGUAGGAAUGUCGUUAAGGGACAGCGCAAGGCAAGUGAGUCCGUACAUGAACGUGGAUGUGACUCACGGGGUGUAAGUCGCGCACAAGCAAGUAGCCAUGCUUGAUAACAGGGUUUGUUCAGAACGGACGCACGUAGUUGCGCUCCACAUUUAUAAUUUGCAUGGGCAGUAUGCAGUUACAGGGGUUGCUUGGAAGGGACGCAGGUGUUGGGGCUACGCAGUCACGAUGUGCCUGGGCGGUGAGCAACUAUGCAAUGUGUGCGCUGGUCUCUAGCAUACAUUUUUGAACGGGCGUGGUGGUGUACGGCAGUGUUUUCACAGCGGGAGCGAAGGGAAGAGGGCUCGACAAGGAAAAGUGGGCUGCGCCCACAGAAUAUUAUGUCCGUGUCGCGUAGGAGCCGCUAUCUGCGCGGGUUAUGCUGCAUAUGUGACGGUAGGUGUGCAUUUCACCAUCAGAGGAGCCCAAAGCGACCUCGAAUGUUGCGUGCUAGGCUGGCAUCUCUUUGGUCUUCGCGGACGCAGUCUUAGUGGUGAUACUAUGUAAGCAACAGAAUUU
Molecule: messenger RNA, 8011 nt
Organism: Chlamydomonas reinhardtii
Lineage: Eukaryota; Viridiplantae; Chlorophyta; Chlorophyceae; Chlamydomonadales; Chlamydomonadaceae
Exons: 17
Coding region: 240-5993 (1917 amino acids)
Biological process (GO): cGMP biosynthetic process; intracellular signal transduction; receptor guanylyl cyclase signaling pathway
Molecular function (GO): peptide receptor activity; guanylate cyclase activity
Source: RefSeq, a predicted model, not a curated record